Molecule: messenger RNA, 2070 nt
Organism: Anneissia japonica
Lineage: Eukaryota; Metazoa; Echinodermata; Crinoidea; Comatulida; Comatulidae
Exons: 11
Coding region: 124-2070 (648 amino acids)
Biological process (GO): regulation of apoptotic process
Molecular function (GO): protein binding
Source: RefSeq, a predicted model, not a curated record
UGUGUUAAUGAAAGUACUUACUACAAAAAAGAAUUGGUAAAAUGGCAUAGGAUCAGCAAGGACACAUUUAACAUCUGGGAUUAUGGGGGCCAGGUGAUCUACCAUGGAAUUCAUCGGAUCUUCAUGACAUCAAUGGCAGUUUACAUCAUCGUGUUUAACCUUAACGUCAAUCUGGAUGACAAGGCCAUUGUAAUGGAUUCAUCAGGGCAAAUGCGCAUUCACCACCUGACAAACCUUGAGUUCAUAUUAUAUUGGAUUUUGUCAGUGUACAUUCACAGCCGUGAGUUAAAAGAUGACCUGAAGCUACAGAUUGCAUUACCAGCUAUUGUCCUCGUGGGUACUCACCGAGACUCCCUUGGAUCCACUGAACAGGAAAGGAUAAGCAAGGUAAAGGAAGCGUUCGACAAAAUAGAAAAGGCACUGAUGGGUAAACCAUAUGAAAAGCAUGUGUACCCAACAUACUUUGACAUCGAAAAUAAUCGUUCAGAAGUAGAUGGCAAUAUUGCUAAGCUGAAGAAAGUGCUUGAUCAUCUCAUGACAGCAUUGGACAAGCCCAUUCCGUUGAAAUGGAUGCGUUUCCGUAGCGAAAUUCAUAAGUUAAAGGAUACAACAGUAGUCUGUCCUUUGAAAAAGGUAAAUUUUUCAAGUUUUACAAGAGUACGUGGUAUUGAAUCCAAACAAGAGUAUGUGGUAUUGAAUCCAAUGCAUUUUGUUGAAAUGGUCACAACAGUCAUCACUGUGAAACAACCCAACUUGGAGUCAGCACUGUAUAAAGACCUCUACAGAAAACUUAACGAGGGUAUAUUAGAGGAGCCGUUGUUCAAGAAGCUUUUGGAAGAUCGUGGUGUUGAUUUGAAGAAGUUUGACUUUUUUGUCGAGUUGAUGAGACGAUUUUGUCUUCUUUGUGAGAGAAAAGCAGCCAAACCAGGAAACCGUUCUUUCUUUGUACCACUUCGACUGGCACUUGAACCAUCGUCCGAUGACCAUAGACGGGUCGACAAUUAUGGUGAGCGCGCUAUAAGCAUAUACCAUGACUUCUGUGGAUACCUUCCGGACGAGUUGUUUCCACAGCUGGUUACAGAGUUUAUCGACAGGUUUCAAGAUGAAGAAGGAAAUGAACAACCAAAGCUGGCACGUGAUCAUGCAGAACUUUACUUCGAUCAACAUCAUCGUGUAAUAAUGUCUGCAAUUACUUUUGGACUGAACCGACUGCUGAGGACAACUAUUCUUAGAAGGAAGCGAGAUGACGUAGCACAGAAAGACCUCGAACCAUUACCAGAAGCCUGUAAAACGGUUUUGGAGUUUCUUGAGGAGUCAUUCGAGGUCUCCCAACAGGGUGGCAGGAGGGGGUUUCAAUUCCAACGAUGUAUACCUUGCAGCAUUUGCAGCAAGAAUUCACCAAAGAAACACAUACAAUGGCUGGGGAACUUUGAAAAGGAAUGCCUUCCAUGCAAAGAUGAUGCAAUGAGUGUCGUACGCUAUAAACGACUAUUUGCAGGUACUGUGGAUUCAGGUGAACAACUCUCAGAAAACAUGUCACAUACUGAAGGUUCUGAAUUAGAGAAGUGGGAUUUUAGAGGGAUGCUAGUGCGUGUCUCAAAGGACAUCGGUGACGAUCUGAAUGAAUGGAAAGUAGCCCUCAGCAAUCAUAUCAAUACUGGUGCAUUAGAGAAAGCGGCAACAGCACUUUCGCUCUUUAAAGUCUUGAUUGACAGGGCAAUAAUGAAGGAUGGUGAUAUAAGGAUUCUACUAGAGACCAUUAAGAUGACAGAUUCACUUCAUUUGAGGAAACACAUUCCGAAAUGUCAACCUCUUGACAAUAUGAAGAUCACUCAGUUCUCAAAAUUUAGGCAGUCUGUGAUGACAUUUGGAAAAGAACUUUGUGACGAUGACAUUACGAACCUUGUCUUCUAUUACGGGCUUCGUCGUCAGUACAGUGAUGGAUGGUCACUGAUAAUGGACUUGCAAAAAGAACUAAUACUGGCAGAUACCGAUAAGUCGUUACAUGAUUUCAAAGCUAAAUUAAAUCAUAUGGGGCUAGAAAGACUUAGCAAUUGUCUAAACCGCUAG